Messenger RNA from Salvia miltiorrhiza (redroot sage), 1508 nucleotides. RefSeq lists its product as uncharacterized. The transcript is spliced from 6 exons. The record is from RefSeq and is a predicted model, not a curated record. Lineage: Eukaryota; Viridiplantae; Streptophyta; Magnoliopsida; Lamiales; Lamiaceae. The coding region runs from base 386 to 1411 and encodes 341 amino acids. Gene Ontology annotation, molecular function: DNA-binding transcription factor activity.
CACAGACAUUUUUCUCCUUUUAGAAAUCCCAUUUUUACUCUGUCACAGAAAUCAAGCUCGUAUAAAUAAAGUGAAUAAAGUUAAAUAUUUUUGAAUAAAUUUAAAGAGAGAGAGAGAGAGAUCCGGUCAGGAUGGGAAAGAGGAGUGGAGCGAGGAUUUGGGCGAUAAAUUAGAUUGAGAUAGAGGGGCAAAGCAUUCAAAUAGCAUGCGUUAGAUUUGCAUUAAAAAGUUUUAAUUUUGAGAAAGAAGAGAGAAAAAACUAAAGAUUUUGGGUAUCUCAAGAAUUUGAUAGGGGAUAUGGAGGAUGACUUGCCAUUUAUGAUCAUCACUUGUCCUUUAAAUCCCAAGAUUUAUUCUUGAUUUUCAUGGAUACAAGGGAGGGAGGAUGGCUCAAGAGGAAAAUGUUUUUGGGUGCAGCUAUAGUGGCGGUGGCGGCAAUGGAGGAGGCGGUGGCGGCGGAGGCGGUGGUGGUGGUGGGAGUUGUAGGUCUAAAAAAAUUAAGCCCAAAAAAGUGCCUCAGAGAGGAUUAGGUGUGGCUCAGCUUGAAAAGAUUAGAAUAGAGGAAGAGCAAAAGAAUGUGAUUGCUUCUUCUUCACCUAGUGAUGGUGGUGGUGGUGCUACUUCAUUUUUGGGUGUUCAGAAAUUUAGGCCAAAUCUUGCCCCAUUUCACAACUCACCACCACCAUCAUCUUCAUCAAAUCUUUCUUCCCCAAAUGCAUUGUUUAGGCACUCCCAAUCAGCCCCCAACAUUGAGAUUCUUCAAGAAAGUUGCUCUGUUUCAAGGCAUUCAAAUGGGGAGAUUGGUUCAAGACCUAUGUUGUGGGGUGGUGACUACAAUCAUCAUCUUCAUCAUCAUCAUCCCUUUGCAUUUGAUCUGCCCUUUGAGCCCCCCACCCCCACGGUUUUGCCUCAGAGAUCACACCAUUUUCAGCCACCUCCAUCUUCAAUGGUGAAUUCCAUUUCACCAUCAUCAGUUCUAACUUCUCAUUUGGAGCCCCCUUCAAACCAAAGUUCACUCCCUAACAACUAUGCACCUCAAUGGAGAGAGGAAGACAAGAUGGUUGGAGUGAAGAAGAGGUCUUACCCCUUCUCUCAAGAAAGUCCACCACCCCUUUCCUCUGCACCACAACACGACUUAGCUUUAUGUAGCAGUGGAUACUCACCUAUUGCACAACCAAGAAACAAAUGCAUCAGGCCAAGUGAAGUUGCCGGAGAUGGUGAGGCUCUAAACGGAGAUUUCCUAACGUUGGCUCCUCCGUCCUCCAACUUCAACCACACUCAACCAAGCCAGCCUGAAUCGAGCGGAGCGGUGAAAGAGUCGUUUAACUUCUUCCCGGUUAAGCUGUUUGCGAAUCAAAGGAGCAACAGUGAAGAGGGUGAUCAUACAGUUGAUCUCAGUCUUAAGCUGUAGAAGGUUUAGAGAGGAAUUCUUGAUAUUGUGUGUAAUGUAUUUUAUUUACUUUGAACAUAUAUAUAUAUAUAUAUAUUUUCAAUGUCAAUUCUCUGCA